Felis catus (domestic cat) is the source of this 2609-nucleotide messenger RNA. Its product is annotated as olfactory receptor 4D1. The transcript has a single exon. Bases 355 to 1290 code for a protein of 311 amino acids. Gene Ontology annotation, biological process: G protein-coupled receptor signaling pathway. Gene Ontology annotation, molecular function: olfactory receptor activity; G protein-coupled receptor activity. Gene Ontology annotation, cellular component: membrane. The record is from RefSeq and is a predicted model, not a curated record. Lineage: Eukaryota; Metazoa; Chordata; Mammalia; Carnivora; Felidae.
UGAUAUGUUUAUUCAUUCAUUCAUUGAUUCAUUGUAUUUGGGGAGCCUGUAGUUCACAAGGCAUUGGGCACAUCUGGUGUGAAUCAGACUUGAAACCCAUGGAUGAGGACAGUGAUACAAAGGGGAAAAGAUCCAUAAAUGUCUGUAAUACAUCGUAGGGUGUGGUUAGGGAGAUAAGUCUGUGAGAGCCUUGAAAAUGUAUUUAUCUCCAUGGAAGGCUCCCCUAAACUCCAUCUUGAAAUAUAUUCAACAGUGACUUUGAUCAACCAAUUCCUUACUCUCCGAAGGAAAACAAUGGAAUUUUCAUAAUUUUUGUUUUGCACGGUUUUCCCUUAGGCAUGUGGGGAAGAGCCCAUGGAAGCACAGAAUAUCACAAGGGUGUCAGAGUUUAUCCUCUUAGGAUUCUCACAGACCCGGGACCUUGAGAAAUUCCUGUUCCUGGUGUUCCUAUUUGUCUAUGUCACCACUGUUGUGGGAAACCUCCUUAUCAUGGUCACAGUGACUUUUGACUGCCGGCUCCACAUGCCCAUGUAUUUUCUGCUCCGAAACCUGGCUGUCAUAGACCUCUGUUAUUCCACUGUCACUUCUCCAAAGAUGCUGGUGGACUUCCUUCAUGAGGUCAAGACCAUCUCCUACCAGGGUUGCAUGACUCAGAUCUUCUUCUUUCACCUCUUGGGAGGUGGGACUGUCUUCUUUCUCUCAGUGAUGGCUUAUGACCGCUACAUAGCCAUCUCCCGGCCCCUCCACUAUGUCACCAUCAUGAACACUCAGCUCUGUGUGGGGCUAGUGGUGGCUGCUUGGUUAGGGGGAUUUGUUCACUCCAUUGUCCAGCUGGCUUUGAUGCUCCCCUUGCCUUUUUGUGGUCCCAAUGUUCUGGAUAACUUCUACUGUGACAUCCCACAAGUGCUGAGACUUGCCUGCACUGACACCUCCCUCCUGGAGUUCCUCAUGAUCUCCAACAGUGGAAUGCUGGUCCUCAUCUGGUUCCUUCUCCUUCUGAUUUCUUACACAGUCAUCCUGGUGAUGUUGAGGUCCCAUUCAGAGCAGGCGAGGAAGAAGGCAGCUUCUACCUGCACCACCCACAUCAUUGUGGUGUCUAUGAUCUUCAUUCCCUGCAUCUAUAUCUAUGCCCGGCCCUUCACCCCCUUCCCCAUGGACAAGGCUGUGUCCAUCAGCUACACGGUCAUGACCCCCAUGCUCAACCCCAUGAUCUAUACUCUGAGGAACCAGGAGAUGCAGGCAGCCAUGAAGAGAUUAGGCAAGCGUCUAGUGAUAUGUAACAGGGAGUGAACUUAAAAUAUCUUGACUCAGGGGUGUCUGGGUGGCUCAGUUGGUUGAGUGUCCAACUCUCAGUUUUGGCUCAGGUCAUGAUCCCAGGGUCGUGGGCCUCUGCCCCUCCCCCCUCAAAUAAAAACAUUAAAAAAUUUAAAUAUCUUCACUUUAAAAUGACAAGUCUUCCCUCUGAACUUCUGUUUUCCCAUGUGAAAAGUGGAGGAAAGUCUUUAUAGAGUAUGACAUUUGAGAUGAAAUCAAUAUUUCUAUGGACCCACACCUGUGUCAGGUUACUGUAUUGGGCACUUUCUCGCUUCUAUCUCAUUCUCAUAAAACUGAUAGUGGAUGUGUUAUUAUUAUUAUUGUAUUAAAUGCUUUAACAAAUGAGAGAACUCAGAGAGAAGUGACUUGCUCAACGAUGAAUAGCGAGUGGCAGAGCCUGGCCGGGACUUGGUUCCUCUGACUCCAAGUUUAGAGGUAGGGCUAUGGGUGGGAUUUGAAACUCAGGAUCUCCUACAAACACAAGGGAAAACCUAAAGAGUUCCUCGGCUAUGGAUGAAUAUCUGUGAUAAAUGGUGAAAAAUUUCAUCUUAAUCCUGGAACAAUAACACUCUUUUCGGUUCCCUGCUUUUAAUCUUCUUUCUUUAUCUUUGGAGUUCUGUAACUUUACUCAGCUAUGUCUUUGCAUUCAUUGAUGGUUGUCAAUUUUCCUGUGGCCUUUCAAUCUAUUGAUUCCAUUUAUAAAUGAUCAGAAGUCACUUACUGGUUUUAUUUUUUAAAAAGUGAUCUUGAAUCACUUUUUUAAUUUAUGAAAAUUUUACUUUUAUGUGAUCCAGAACAUCAAUUCUAAGGAUGGUAGGAAGCAUAGAAAUUCUAAUUAUAAUCUAUAACAUUGACCUAAAGGAAAGAAAUGGCGAGAAUUUCCUCAGAUUUAUCUUACAGGUGAUCAUUUCACAACACGAGAUACUCAAUUCUGAACUGACUUGUGGAGACAUAUCCCCUUUUGAUGAACAUAGGUAUCUCCAUGAGAAUUUAAGACAUCUCUUACUGAAGUUAUGCUAUGUUUAUGAUGUAAAUGUGACUCAGAUAUAAACUAACACUAAAUGGUUAGGUGCAAUGUCUCUCACUAUAAAGAAUGUAGAGGAAAAAAAUAUAAAAUACGUUGUUCAUAACGGCUUAAAUUUAAAAAGAGCUCUGGGAAUUCUGGUUAACAGAAACUUUCUUUUUUGUAAAUUUUUUUUAACGUUCAUUUAUUUUUGAGAGACAGAGUGAGAGCAAGGGAGGGUCAGAGAGAGAGAGGGAGACACAGAAUUUGAAGCAGGGUCCAGGCUCUAGGC